AUGAGGCAACAAAAGCGAAAAAAGAGGGAAGAAGAAAAAUCGAAAUGUAAAGGACAAGAUAGUGAACUAAAAAUCCUUCAAAUCGCUCAAAAUACCACUUCUGAGGCAAAAGGACGACAACUUACCGUAGGUUAAGGUAACUCAACCUUUCUUUAGAAUUGAUCCAUGCACAUUUUAGCCAUAUACCGCCACAGAUGAAGCAAACGCUAAAUCCAGUACAUUUAUUAUAAAAAACACGUUCUAAAUAACAAUGCUAAAGAUUCUAUCUUACUACCAGAUAGUUCUCACUUAAACUGUCCACUUUAUAGCGAUGAUUUACUUCUAAUAUCUACCUCUGCAGAAGGUUUGCAACAAAGUCUUGACACACUCACAAAUUAUUGUCAGGAUUGGCUUCUUCAGAUUAAUCCAACUAAAACCAAAGUUACUGUAUUUCAGAAGAAAAGUAGAAAAUCAGCAAUAGAUUAACACAAUUUUAUGGUUAGCAAUGAAAACAUUGAAAUCGUCAAUAACUAUACCUAUCUUGGAGUGAAAUUUUCUGCCAAUGGAAAUUUUACAAAUCACAAGGAAAACUUAACAGAAAAAACAAAGAGAUCCUUUUUUGCCGCUCGUCGUUAUCUAGAUUUUCUAAAAUUACCAAUUCACCUCAUCAACAAACUGUUCAAUACACUAUUUUUCCCAAUUUUAACGUAUUGCUUUGAAGUCUGGGGAAUCUAUGAUAAAAGUGAUUAUAGCCGCUGGGAUAAAGACUCGAUUGAGAAAACGCAUAUACAUUUUUGUAAGAUGUGUUUAGGUUUAAACAAACGUUCACCGAAUGUUGCAUCGAGAAAUGAACUUGGUAGAUUAUCUCUAAAUUUACAAAUAACAAUGAACAUUUUCAAAUUUUGGAUUCACCUUGAAAAUCACCCCGUGACAGCAUUGCUAAACUCUGCUUAAACAUAUCGGAUAAAAUGGCCGAAGAAAAUAAAUCAGGUCUAAUAAAUAAAAUAAAUCUUUUGAGCACAUAACUUAAUAUUCAUAAACAGUCAGUUGACUUUAAAAACCCUUCUACUUUCCUAUCCGAAGCUGAGAAUAAUUGUCAAAACAUCUGAAAAACCACCAGCUAAAUUUGAUAAGAACAAAUAAAAAACUAAAAUUCUACUCCAUCUUUAAAAAUGAAACAGAUCUCUCUGAAUUCAUCAAUCAUAUCCGGAAUCCUGAACAUAGGCCUGUAGCUUCCAAAUUUAGGAUAGGAAAUCAUAAUUUAAAAAUAGAAACUGGAAGAUUUACAAUCCCCAAAACUCCUGAGGACCUUAGAAUCUGUGAUCAUUGCAACCAAAAUUCGGUUGAAAAUGAACUACACAUAUUAUUUCACUGUGAUCAAUUCAAUGAUUUGAGAAAGACUCUUUUCGUUAAAAUCAACGACCGAAAUACAUUAUUUACACAUGACAAUAUCCAUGAUAAAGUCUGUUUUCUUUUUAACAAUACUGAUUCACAUAUCAGCAGGCUAGCUGCUAAUUUCAUCUUUCAAGCAUUUGAAAGACGAAAGAAACAUAGUUAAUUCUACCGUUCAAUCAUAUCUGCAUUUCCUUAAACUUAGCUGUUUAUUAUUGUUAUUUUAAUCGGUAACGCCUGUACAAAAUGGUAAUACUGAAUAAACUUGUUGUUGUUGUUGUUGUGUUGGCCCCGUGUGGUCAAAAAAGAUUUAAUUACAAGUCAUGAACGUGACCAAACUUAGUGGGAGUUCAAUAAAAUAAAAUCUCCCGUACCCUUGACCAAUCAUUGGUGCAUAACACCAUUUUAGUAAAAUCCAACUGGUGGUCUGUUAUCAAUGCUGCGUUCUGAUUGGUUGAGCUAUUACUAGGCUAUAUGUUAUAGCCCACUAGUAGCGAAAAGCGCGUGCUUUUUGGCAGCAAAAAAGGAUUAAAGUCUAGCUUUAACUAGCUAAUUUUUUUUAUUCUCGAUAUUUUUGACCAACUAGUUGGAUUUUACUAAGACAAUUAUUCCUCUCGCCCUCAUGGCCCCUGAGUCAAUAGCCCAUUCGGUCUUCGGCCCCAUGGGCUAUUAACUCAGAGCCCAUUCGGGCUCGAGGAUUAAUUGUUAAAUAUGCCAAUGUUAAACCACAAAAGGCCGGAGAGAAAAACAUUCUAAUGAAAUAAUCACGAAGUGCUAUUCGAUACUAGUAUUCGAUAAGACAAAUAAUCUGGAUUCAAUAUGAACUUUCUUCUUCCGCAUCAGUUAACAUCACGACAAUUCAUGAUGUGAUAUUUCAGCCGAAAAACACGCGAUAAACUCAGUUCCAUUUUUCCAGCCUUGGCAGGGGACCACAAAGUUGCUUCCCAAGGAUUCAUUCUUUCGGACAAGGUCAGUAUGGGCUUAUCUUAAACUCGCCGCUCAGGGAUUUGAACUGUUCCUCAGGUAACUUCGCUUACAGAGGGUCAGAGGGUCUCCGUAAAGCUAUCAAAAGACUCUACGAUCUCUAAAACAAAGAAAAAAUCAAGACCGCUUUUAGGCUUUGCUUUGACCAAAUUACUAUAAUAUAAAGAAACAUCAGAAACGCAGCUGAAUGGGAUUUGAAGUAGAAGGAAUACGAAUUUCACGUUAUGAAGAGCAAACAACUCUAAGGCCUGGUUCAGACGCCGAUCUUUUCAUGAGCCGAACCCAAUACAUUGAAUUAAGUACAUGAAAAGUUCGGCGCUGAAUCAAUCGACCUUGUCACGGUUUUCGACGCCAUCUUCACGAGUAGGCAAACCAGACGUGAGAAAGUACAGUGUUUGUAUGAGAAUCUAAUGUCGAAUAAUUUCCGUGAAUGGCGGUUUUAAAAAAUAUGUUAACUGUAAACUAAAGCUUCACUGUUAAGAGAAUGUUGCUCAGAAUACAAGGAUAUGACUUCAUUGUCAAGUACAAACCUGGCACAGAAAUGCCUUUUGCUCGCCAGACCAAACCGUCUACCAAGUGAAGAGUCAUUGGACCUACGCAAAGUAGUGCAAUUCCUUGAUGAGAAGUUCAAUGCACUGAAGCAAGACACCUCGUCUAAUCCUGAACUUCAGCUCUACUCUGGCUGGCCUAAAAACAUAACCAAGUUGCAGUGCUAAGUAAGCCACUGGGCCUACCGGGAUGAACUGUCUAUUGAAAACAGUCUGGUCCUCAAUAGCCUCUCAGGCAGGCGUUUUUAGGGGAGCUCGUUUUUCAUCCCUCCCCACAAGGAUGAAAAACGAGCUCCCCUAAAAACGCCUGCGUGGGAGGCUUGGUCCUCGAGGGAGAAAGAGUGAUUAUUUCAGAAUCACAAAGAGAUGACAUCAUAGAGAAGAUAAAUCAGGCUCACCAAGGUAUUACGAAAGUGUCAGCUGUGUCCUGUGCAUUCUAACAUUGAGGCUAGAGCGCGGAAAAGCUACAAUCAACAUAACGUCCAUUCCAAUGGGUGUAUUGAGUGACAACUUCAUUCUGUCAAAAACAUUUUAGACAAGGCUGUGAAAUCUCAGUGGACAGGACCUUCACAAGUCAAUGCUGUGUCUUAGAUCUAUUCCAACUGAUUGUCACAGCUUCCAUCCCCUGCUGAAUUACAGUAGCAGGGAAAGCUUCAAACAAUUCAACUCUUCCUAGCAGGGUCGGAAAUCACAUACCUGAGAAAAACAAAUUGCUUAACGCCGGACAGAACUCCAGAAGUCCAUAAAGGGAUCAUGUGAGGUAGAGGAUCAUUAAGGAGUCGAGGAUCAUUUGGGGGUCCAUUUUGGGGAUCAUUCGCAGGCGGGGAUCAUUUGCGGUACAGUUCGCUGGGUCAACAUAGUUUGAUUUCUCAAACCUAUUUUAUCUAUACGCUACUUGUGUAUCACCUGAACGUUGCAUUAGUCGUGUCUCCUGAUCUCUUAUUUGAGUUUGACUGGAAGAGUUCCUAUUCUUCUUACAGAUUAUUUAGAGGAGGCACCGUAGCCGAGAGGUUAUAACGCUGGACUUGCAGUUCAGAGGUCUCGAGUUCAAGUCCCUCCCUGAUUGCUAGCUCGAUUUGUUCUCGGUAGUCCCGAGUUGAAAGUUAGAAUUCUCGACCACCCCUGUAAAUAUCCAACUCCGGCCAGUUGAGAUUCUUAUCUCAUUAUAUUUGAUUUAUAUUAUUGCCCCCGCAGGGACUUCGCCUAGAAGGCGAAAUCCCGAGGAGGCACUCAAGUAACUCGCGCCUAUACUAAAGUACUUACUGUUGAAAUAUACAGUCAUACAGUCAAUAUACAAAAAAUCUCGAUUUGCUUGAACAGGGGACGCGAGGAAUCGGUAGGUAAUGCAAAAUGGUUAGGAUGACGUAAAACACAAAAAAUCCCGGAGGGACUGCUUACAAUAGGUACAUUUUGUGACAUUAAUUGUGCAGUCAUACUUCGAUACUCUUCUGCGUUACGUGUUAUCAGUGACAUUCUCUUGAGCAGUUGUUAUGAAAGUUAUGGGCCAAAAGACACUUGUUAAGCGCAGAUGAAGUUAUAAGGUGCAUAUAGCAGUGUAUAUUUUAACACCAAGUGAGUUUGCCAGACAAAAGGUCACAAGUCUUUUAUUGGAGACCUUGGCAGACACUCUUUCUCUUUCUUUGACCGGAAUAAGACUCGGCCCCAAACAAGCAAGACGGGUGAAUGAUUCAACGGCUAGCUUAUACAUCAAUGGCAGAACGAUGGACGAUUACAGAAAUUCGCCGACCAUCAAAUUCUGUGCUGACUUAUUCCCUGCCCACAGAUGUCCUUCCUCCAUAUAAGUUUAAAACAAGACUAGAAUGCGCGAGCGUGAAUUGAUCAAACGUCCUUUUAAUUUCUAAGGAUUACUUUCCGGCAAAUAAAAUGAACUAAAUGUAAAAAGUGUAAUAAAAAUAGCGAAAAAUUCAACUUCUAAUUAAACCUUUUCUUAUGGUUUAGAAUAAACUAUUCUCGAAACUGAAAAUUGUUUUGAUCAGCUGUGUAAAUGAACCGAAACUGUACAUGGAACCUUGCGUUUAUUUCCUGUAUUUAUCUCACCUAUUGUAUGGAAUAUGUGUGAACAUCUUCAUUAUGAAUCAGUAUAUUUCAAAGACGGCUACACAACGAGCAAGAAUACUAUUGACCGACAAUAUACAGAGCGGGGCAGCUGUAGUGUCAACUAUUUCUAGUUAAUUUCCAGACAUUUGCACUGUCUGCGCUUCUCUCCCACCAUCCUUGCCCCCCCCCCAACUAGUAUUGGUGCUAUAAAUACUGUCGAGGCUAAAUAGCGGAAAAUUGUUUAUUAAUUUUUUUGUUUACUUUUUUCAUUCCAUUUCAUCAGGUGUUGGAGACUGCUACACGGAUUCCUCCAAAGCGGGCCAUGUUGCUAGUUCCCAGACGAACUCUCAAGAAAGUUAUCCUCUGUCUAUUUCUAGCACUUGGAGGGUUUCUGUUCUGGCAUAUUUCCCAUGUUGUUCAGCAGACUUUUCUACGCUCGUACCGUGUUCUAGAAUAUCAGGGAGAAUUGCAAGAGCUGGCGAUGGUCAUGUCAAAUGCGAGUUCGCCAACAAAUAUAUUUUCAACGACACAAUCAAGUGAACAAUUAAAGCAGCACAAGACAACUCUAAUAACUACGACUAGCUGUGGGUGGCCCUACUUUCUUCUAGUAUUGGUCUCCUCCGCAUCCUAUAAUGCCCAGAGAAGGAGAGAUAUCCGGCUAACCUGGGGGGUCGAUAGUUCUCUAAACCCGAGAUGGAAGACAGUUUUUCUUGUUGCUCAAACGCUAAACCGAACGGAGUCGGAAGCACUGUUGAGAGAAGGCAAAACCUUCGGAGACCUCAUACGCGCGGAUUACUUUGAAAGUUACUGGAAUCAGACCCUGAAGAUACAAAUGGCGUUUGAGUGGGUUUCCUUGUACUGUAAUUUUUCGUUUCUUUUAAAAAUGGACGACGAUACAUUUGUUGACGUUAAAAGUUUGAUUUCACUUCUUGCCAAGCCUGCAAUACUUAAAACAAAGUUAUACAUGGGACAAUGCGAUGAGAGGAACCGCGUUCAGAGAAAAGGAAAAUGGAAAGUUUCGUUUGAAGAAUAUAACCAAACAUUCUAUCCAGACUUCUGUGCUGGAUACGGAUUUGUCUUGUCUUCUGAUGUGGUUUAUUUGUUCGUGGAGUUAUUUGACGUUGUUCCCUGGUUUAAAAUCGACGAUGUUUACAUUGGUAUGCUUGCAGAAAAAGCUGGAGUGAAACCGAAAUACAUGAACAAAUUUCGUAUGAAGGAACCACCAAUUAACACAACCUGUGUCAACCUGAAGAAACCCGGUGAUGUCUUAGUAUGGCAUGGAGUAACUGGAAAAUGUCUGUUUGACAUAUUUCAAGCUACACUGGAUUUUUAA
Molecule: messenger RNA, 6294 nt
Organism: Porites lobata
Lineage: Eukaryota; Metazoa; Cnidaria; Anthozoa; Scleractinia; Poritidae
Source: the annotation of a GenBank genome assembly